Molecule: messenger RNA, 942 nt
Organism: Homalodisca vitripennis (glassy-winged sharpshooter)
Lineage: Eukaryota; Metazoa; Arthropoda; Insecta; Hemiptera; Cicadellidae
Product: translocon-associated protein subunit delta-like
Exons: 1
Coding region: 253-768 (171 amino acids)
Cellular component (GO): membrane; endoplasmic reticulum; endomembrane system
Source: RefSeq, a predicted model, not a curated record
UUGCCAACUGUUUACAACUUUUCAACAUAUGACACGGCUAUCGCUACAGCCUAGAAAAGCAGAAGCUGCUAACGUACGAGUGUAUGACCGUUGUUGUGUGGUGGUUUGGUUAUGUGAAUAAAUUAACAAAUUGAACUCUAAAGUUAAAUUAAUGAUUUAACCAGCUAAAAUCAUUCUUUGAGUUAUUCUUGUUUGUGACUGUUGUAUAUCAUACUUUGAUAAUUUAGUCAGGGAUAAAACCUACAUCAAGAAAUGGAAACUACAAGGUUUGUACUUGCUGUGUUUGCGGCCUUUCUGAUUAGUUCAAGUUAUGGAAACACUUGUGUUAAACCAGAAGUUACUGCAUCUCAGUAUACUACACAAGAUGCUACAGUUUUAACCAGCAUUGCUUACGUAGCAGAAUUUAACUUGAAAUGUGCCAAUGGUGUCAAAGGUAUUCCCUUGUAUGCAGAAGUUUCUGGGAAAACCUUGCCUGCUGCAAGAAUUGGAGAUGACAAUAAAUAUCAGGUCAGUUGGACUGAAGAUGUGAAGAAGGCCAAGAGUGGAGAUUACAGCGUAAAUCUCUAUGAUGAAGAAGGAUACGGAGCUUUGAGGAAAGCAAUGAGAAGCGGUGAAGAUCUCUCCACUGUGAAGCCUCUGGUUACUAUUGUAGUAAACUACCCUGGAGCGUACCAAGGACCGUGGGUAAAUUCUGAAUUUAUGGCUGCUGUUCUCUCUGUUUUAGUUUGGUAUUUAGCUUUUUCAGCAAAGUCGAAACUUCUCUCAUAGCUCAAUAAAAUAAUUUCAUUAAAUUAAUUUAAUAGUUUUAUUUGGUUUGUUAAAAUUCUUUACUUUUGUAUUAUUUUGACUGUUGUUGAUAUUUUUGGAUUUGACAUUUUUAUACGAGUGAUAGGCUAGGUCUAUAAUUUAUUAAUAAAAUAAAUCCGAACAGAACAGUGUUUA